Microthlaspi erraticum is the source of this 1128-nucleotide messenger RNA. The record is from the annotation of a GenBank genome assembly. NCBI's taxonomy places the organism in Eukaryota, Viridiplantae, Streptophyta, Magnoliopsida, Brassicales, Brassicaceae.
AUGUAUCUUCCGGAGGAGUUGCUAGUGGAGAUACUCCCUUGGGUUCCGGCGGCAUCUCUGGCAAGAUUCCGAUGUACAGCCAAAAGAUGGAACGCACUGAUAAAAAGUAAGAGAUUUGCUGAGAAGCACUCUGCUUAUGCACCAAGGCAGUCGUCUCUGGUUAUCAUGUUGAUUGAUUCUAGGGCUUUCUAUACAGCGAGCUUCGACUUCCAUGGAAAUCACGACAAUGUUGUAAAGGUAAGAGGCCAACUAAACCUCAAAGAUCCCCUUUCCAAAUCUUCGGAAGAAGUCUAUAUAAGUGACGAUGUCUUUCACUGCGACGGCUUGUUGCUGUGCACCAGUACCACCAAGGGCAGUAGACGACAACUGGUUUGGAAUCCGUGCUCAGGUGAAACCAGGUGGAUGGUCGCACCCAAACCUACAUAUUCCUCAGUCAAUUACUUUGCUCUUGGUAAAUCCUCUUGCAACAAGUACAAAGUCUUGAGGGUGGGUCAAUAUGGAAAUGGUCAUUACCAGUGUGGAGUUGAGUAUGAAAUAUAUGACUUCACCUCUAAUUCGUGGAGAAGUGUUGGUAACACUAACGACUGGUCCAUUCCAGGGAUAUGGGGUCGUGGCGUGUCUGUGAAUGGAAAUACUUACUGGCUUGCUUUUAGUUAUAGUGAAAAAUCGCCAAACGCGAAAGAAAUCAUACUAAGUUUUGAUUUUUCAACAGAGAGUUUUGGGAUUGUGUCUCUUCCGUUUGAUCUUUCUCAUGAUCGUGUUAUGGCUUUAUCAGUGACUAGAGAAGAGCAGAAACUUUGUCUUUUAGCUUCGCCUUUGUCAACUAAGGGAUUCAAAAUAGAUUUAUGGAUGGCAACUAAGAUUGAGAGUAGCGGAGCCACGUCAUGGAGCAAGUUCCUGACAGUGGAACGAGACAAAAGCCACGAGUUUUUUACGUCUUGUAAUGGCAUGAGUUUCUUGGACGACCGGGAGAAAGGAGUUUUGGUGUGUCCCGGUAAACAAGGGAACUCUAAAAGCUUCUUACACAUUGUGGGAGAGGACAAAUACAUACAAGUGGAUCAUCAUGAUGCAGGAUCUAAGUGCUCGCUUCUCAUCAGCUAUGUUCCAACUUUGGUUCGAAUCCAAUAA